Messenger RNA from Melanotaenia boesemani (Boeseman's rainbowfish), 917 nucleotides. RefSeq names its product isochorismatase domain containing 2 (gene isoc2). The record is from RefSeq and is a predicted model, not a curated record. The transcript is spliced from 7 exons. The coding region runs from base 228 to 821 and encodes 197 amino acids. Gene Ontology annotation, cellular component: cytoplasm. Lineage: Eukaryota; Metazoa; Chordata; Actinopteri; Atheriniformes; Melanotaeniidae.
AAACAUCAAUCUCUACAUUGCGAAAUUCUAUUAGUCAACGUGAUCUUAGGAAGGAGGUGCUUAUCAUCAAAACGUUCUUGUGUUGAACUUCUGGUUCGAUCUUCUCUACCAGCGAGACAGGAGGCGUCACAUGGGAAAUAAUACUUUAACCUGGCAGUUUAACAUCCCACUAUCCCCUUGAACCUGUCAUCCAUUCCUCCUCCUGACAUUUGGGGCAUUCAAACAACAUGGCAAAUAUCGGCAGGCUGUCCACCAAGGAUGCUGUACUCUUCCUGUGUGACAUGCAGGAGAAGUUCAGGCCCAAUAUUUUUCAGUUCAACAACAUUGUCAGCAAUGCAGCAAGACUUCUCCAGGCCAGUCGUGUUUUGGGCAUCCCCCCUAUUUUGACUGAGCAGUACCCUAAAGGUUUGGGACCCACUGUACCGGAGCUGGGAGCUGCAGAUCUAACAGCUCAUCCUAAAACCUCCUUUACCAUGAUCAUAGAUGAGGUGGAAAAGGAGCUGCAGGCCCUGGGGAACCCAAAACAAGCUAUUCUGUGUGGAAUAGAGGCACACGCCUGCAUCGCAUGUACAACAUUUGAUCUGCUUGAGAAGGGAUUUGAGGUUCAUAUUGUGGCUGAUGCUGUUUCAUCCAGAAGCCAGACAGACCGCUUGUUUGCUCUGUCCCGACUGAAGCAGAGUGGAGCCUUCCUCACUACAACAGAGGGUGUUCUGCUGCAGCUGGUUCAAGAUGCCAAACACCCCAACUUCAAGGAGAUACAGAAGCUCAUGAUGAACCCGUCCCCUGACACCGGCCUCCUCGCCUUUUUCAGCGCUCUGUAGAGAGAUUACCUCCUGUCAUUGUGUUCCAAUGUCCAGAACGUCACUGCUUCCAACAGAUUAACUCUACACAACAAUAAACAAUUUCUGUUACUUUAA